Coccidioides immitis RS is the source of this 3102-nucleotide messenger RNA. RefSeq names its product MFS monocarboxylate transporter. Gene Ontology annotation, cellular component: fungal-type vacuole membrane. NCBI's taxonomy places the organism in Eukaryota, Fungi, Ascomycota, Eurotiomycetes, Onygenales, Onygenaceae. The record is from RefSeq and is a predicted model, not a curated record. The coding region runs from base 999 to 2333 and encodes 444 amino acids. The transcript has 4 exons. Gene Ontology annotation, biological process: transmembrane transport. Gene Ontology annotation, molecular function: transmembrane transporter activity.
GUCGCCAUAGUUGGCCAAAGCUGCAUGGGCUGAAGAUAGAACAUGAUCAGAGUGGCCUUCGGCCGAUAAGGAGAAAAGGGAAAGUUGCUGCGGAAACUUUCCGCAGGAGGUACGGUGAGGAUUUUAUUCAUUUUUGUGAAAGUCAUAAAGUCGAUUGUAUCAAGUCCUCUUAGGGUAUUAUGCUUGAUCUUGCUCGUUAGGGCAAAGAGUGUCAGGCAUAGGUCGAGAACUGUUGGAUUAAACUGUUAGUUACCCCAGGCCAAGCAGACGGGAUAAGCACUGGGGAACGUGCUCUCCACAUGGGGCAAAUCCCUAGCUUGUUGGUUAACGUACUCCGUAGCUAAGUUAACUAGUAACCUUGACCAGAAAACGGGCUAGACCCAAUCGACGUGUUUGUCAUGCCGCUUUGAGACCUAGCUCAUGUAAUCUGAUAGUAAUGUGGAUCCGAGACUUACCAGGCUUGAGACAAGAUGUCGCUCUCGGCUCUAACGGAGAAGCGGAUGCAAUUCAUUGGGAGAUAAAGCCGACAAAGGCCUUUCGACAUCCGUCGAGCGAUUGUCAACCUGGCAAAAGCGUGGCGAUAUCUAGCAUUAUCAUCAAAACUUUGCAUUGCCGACAAAAUACCAGUCAUGGCGUCGGCUCGGCAUCAAUUCCGUCAGCUUCUGUGGACGUCGAGAAUUACCAAUUCCGUGCAUUUUCGCCGCAUGGCAGGACAGGUCCCUUGAAUUUGUGGUUAUGGAACAGGAUGACUGAGACACGCCGAAGAAAAUGUGACGAGCGUGACCCGAGUGUCGAGCAUAAAGGAAAGCACCGUCAACUCAUAACCAGAACUCAUUCUGAUGCGAGUAUAUUUUCCUAACGAAUUCCAACGACACAUUUCGCAGCCUGGUAGUUUUGGCCACUAAAUAAUAGCAGAAUCAGCAGUUUUAACGCUCUCCCAAUUUGCAAACACAGAAAGCAAUCCAACAAUAUCUGACCCUUCGCGUGACAGGGAAAACAUGCAACAUGAACGACAGCAAACACAAGACGUUCCCCGUCCCAGGCAUGAAGCGUUGUCAUCCGCACUAGCCGGAGGCGAUGAGGAGAACCAGUUAGAGAACCAGCUAUCCCAGACAAUAUCUGGCACGUUAUCAUUUCCUGAAGGAGGUCCGGCCGCCUGGCUUGUUGUCUUUUCGUCCUUUUGCUUGAUCGCCGCGAGUUUUGGAAUGGCUAAUUCCAUGGGGAUUUUUCAAUCGUACUGGCAACUGAAUCAACUCUCUGCCUACAGCUCGCAGGCAAUUGGAUGGAUAUCCUCGACCCAAGUAUUCUUAACCCUCUUCCUCGGCGUGCAGGUCGGGCCGCUUUUCGAUCGAUAUGGGCCCAGGAUAUUAACACUCGUGGGUUCAGUGGGAUGUGUCGGGUAUGUGCUAUUAUUGGGGGAAUGCACAAAGUAUUGGCACUUCAUGCUUUGCUUUGGAGUGUUGGCCGGAAUUAGCUGUGCGAUCCUCACUACCGUUGCGCUUUCAGUGAUCUCCCACUGGUUUGAAGCGAGAAGAGGCUUAGCAACUGGAGUUGCGUUCAUGGGCACAAGCUUAGCGGGGAUAUCGUUUCCUUUAGCGCUGAAUCCCAUAUUAAAUCAUUUUUCGUGGGCUUGGUCAAUGCGGUUGUUGGCGCUUGUCAUAUUUGUCCUUGUGUUCCUAGGCAAUCUGUUCAUUCGAGGCCGGCUCCCAACUGGGAAGCAAAAAGGAGUCGUCAGUUUGAAAUGCUUUCAGGAUCCAAAAUUCACCUGGGCCACUGUUGGAAUCUCGUGUUUCGAGUUUGUGCUCUACUCCACGUUUGGACUGCUCCCUACUUACGCCCUUGAACAAGGGUUUGGGCAGCGGACGAGUUUUAACUCGAUUGCGAUACUAAAUGCCGGCUCAGCAAUUGGGCGAUUCACAGCUGGGUUCAUUGCAGACAGCUAUGGUCGGUACAAUAGCAUGUUACUCUCCAUUUUGAUCUCUGUAUUUGCUACGUUAGCGCUCUGGUUGCCUGUGGGCCAUAAUGUUGCUUUAUUUUAUGUCAUGGUGCCUGUGUUUGGUUUCGGCUCUGGGAGUGUCGUGAGCCUCGCUCCAGUGUGCAUAGGACAGCUCUGCAAAGCAAGUGAGUACGGUCAAUGGUUUGGCACAAGUUAUAGCAUGGUGGCCCUCGCUACUCUAAUCUCUAUUCCAAUCACAGCCGAACUCCAAUCAAGAGCGGGAACAACGGCGUUUGUUGCUUUCUCCGGAGGGGUGUUGGUUCUCGCGCUGGUUUCUUUUUUAAUGGCGAGAUGGGCCUGCCUUGAUUACAGGUGGAAAGGGAGAGUGAAAAUAUGAAAGUGUCAAAAGAUGAAACGCAAGACAAUGCAGUACCGUGUGAAAUCAAUACCGCGACUAAGGGUUUGGCCAUAAUUGGAAUUCCAUCCGCAGCUCUCGUACGCGGUGUGGAUCGCAGUUAGGUUUUCCCGACAUCACACCGCACAAGUUGGUUUAUAGCAUUGUUGCCAUAAAAGUCGGCGAAAAGUGAAAAAUAGCGAUUCUAUCAGGGAGGUUGAAGUGUUUCGCAAAUGUUUGGCGAUCGGUGAGGUCGGGAUGGCCUCUGAGAGAGAGUAGUCGGACCACAGUCCUUCUGAUUCCCAGUCGUUGUGCCCGGGGAUUCUCCGCCGCCGGAUUGAUUUCGAUUGCCCGAUGGACGCACCGGCGAACCUAGCACUAGAUGACGGACCGAGAUUCGAGUAUGCUACAUUUUUUGCAUCCGGAUACCACCCGGCAGCUGAAAUUGGACACAUCCUUCAUGCCAGAUCAUUGAGAACUUCACUUGCCUGGACCGAAGUUCACCUGGUACAGCCAUUUUGUCUCAAACGAGCCCCUUGAAGCCAGUCCAACGAUGUCAAUGUGUCACGUCGGCGGAAACAAUAUCCUCGGCUGAGCAACCAAUGACCCGAGGUGUGAUUACGUGCUUGACUAGAUAUUUGGCCUGUAUGUAGUUAACGGUGUCAGAAGAUUCACACUUGUUCAAUAUACAGUGGAAGCUGACGGCAAUGCUGAGCACAUUUCAUUUCUAUGAAGAUUGAAAAUCAACAAUCCUAUUAUCAUUUCUUGUUAG